Messenger RNA from Colletes gigas, 2864 nucleotides. RefSeq names its product kinesin-like protein KIF3A (gene Klp64D). Gene Ontology annotation, molecular function: microtubule binding; microtubule motor activity; ATP binding. NCBI's taxonomy places the organism in Eukaryota, Metazoa, Arthropoda, Insecta, Hymenoptera, Colletidae. Gene Ontology annotation, biological process: microtubule-based movement. The transcript is spliced from 9 exons. The record is from RefSeq and is a predicted model, not a curated record. The coding region runs from base 124 to 2160 and encodes 678 amino acids.
CAAAUCGAUCCAUUUGUUUACGGAGGUCGUCUGCUAUUUCGUCGCGUUCUACCAGUGUUUUGAGAUCGACUAUUAUGCUCUGAAUCGUGUUUUUAUGUGACUUUAAAACGAAACGAAGCUGAAAUGCCGGGGUCUGAAGAUAGCACGACGGAACUCGGAGAAAUAGAAAAUGUUAGGGUUGUGGUUCGCGUUCGUCCUUUAAAUGGAAAGGAGUUGGAUGGGCAUUGUAAAAAUAUUGUACACGUGGAUUCUAUAAAUAGCGAAAUAACCGUUGAGAAUGCAAAUGCAGCGCAGGGAGAGCCACCAAAAGUCUACUCCUUCGACGCUGUCUUCGACACAGAUUCAACGCAAGUUGAUGUCUAUAACGAGACCGCAAGACCUAUCGUGGACAAAGUUUUGCAGGGUUACAAUGGAACUAUAUUUGCGUACGGCCAAACCGGCACUGGCAAAACUUACACAAUGUCAGGCGCGAAAACAUCGCCACAGCUCAGAGGUAUUAUUCCUAACAGCUUCGCACACGUCUUCGGACAUAUAGCUAAAGCUCACGACAACCAAAAAUUCCUAGUACGUGCAACUUAUUUAGAGAUUUAUAACGAGGAGGUCAGAGAUCUAUUAGGUAAAGAUCAAAAUACGAGACUAGAAGUGAAAGAAAGACCCGACAUUGGAGUGUUCGUGAAAGAUCUAAGUGGUUACGUCGUAAACAAUGCUGACGAUUUAGAUCGAAUAAUGUCUCUCGGUAACAAGAACCGUGUCGUUGGGGCUACGGCAAUGAACGUAUCGAGUUCAAGAUCCCAUGCGAUAUUCACAAUCACCGUUGAAUCUAGCCAACUUGGAGAAGACGGCGAACAGCAUGUUAAAAUGGGCAAACUUCAUUUGGUCGAUUUAGCCGGUUCAGAACGACAAAGCAAAACUAAAGCUUCCGGAGUUCGCUUAAGGGAAGCGACAAAGAUUAAUUUAUCACUUUCAACGUUAGGUAAUGUAAUAUCAUCAUUGGUCGAUGGUCAAAGUUCACACGUGCCUUACAGAAAUUCCAAACUGACAAGAUUGCUUCAAGACUCGUUGGGUGGCAACUCGAAAACGUUAAUGUGCGCGAAUAUAAGUCCCGCGGAUAUAAACUACGACGAGACUAUAAGCACGCUUCGUUACGCGAACCGUGCUAAAAACAUUAAAAACCGGGCGAGGAUCAACGAGGAUCCGAAGGAUGCUUUGCUCCGUCAGUUUCAAGUGGAGAUUGAACAGUUACGCAAACAGUUGGAAGAAAACGGCGCUGAGAUCUCAGAGUCUGAGGACGACACUGAAGACUCCGAAGACACUGGAGAAACCAAGCACGAGAAGAAAGCAAGACGCAGAAGAAGUCAAAUAUUAACGAUGGAAGAGCUAGAGGACAGAGAUGCAGAUUCCACGGAGAAGAUCGACAAAGCUGAGAGGGAAGACAAAAGCCCGGAUGACAAAGACGUUAUAGAACUGAAGAGGACUCAGAGCGAGAAGGAAGCAUUGCGAGAAAAAAUGCAAAAUUUACAGAACAAGAUUCUAGUGGGGGGCGAGAAUUUAUUGGAGAAGGCUGAAGCUCAAGAGCAGCUAUUGGCCGCUGCAGCGAUCGAGCUGGAGCAACGCAAAAGCAGAGAGGAGCAAUUGAAAAAGGCGAUCGAGGCGAAGGAAGCUGAACGCAUCGAUAUAGAAGAGAAAUACUCCUCUUUGCAAGAAGAGGCAGCAGGGAAGACGAAAAAAUUGGCACGAGUGCAUACGAUGCUGAUGUCCGUUAGGGCGGAAUUGUCAGACUUGCAACAAGAGCAUCAGAGAGAAAUGGAAGGGCUUUUGGAAGGAGUCAGAGGCAUUGGAAGAGAAUUACAGCUCCAAGAGCUGAUAGUAAACAGUUACAUACCUGUACAGUAUCAAACGAUGAUCGAAAGAUAUGUUCAUUGGAACGAAGAUAUUGGUGAAUGGCAAUUGAAAUGUGUAGCGUAUACUGGUAACAAUAUGCGCAAGGCACAAGCAGUACCACCAGUGGGAAGUAACAAAGACCCUACUCAACCCGACAUGUCGAAUAUAUAUCUUUCGUAUAAUACUGGAAUAGACAAUACAUUCGUGCAACCAAAGAAAAUAAGAGGACGAUCCGGGGUUCCAAGACCAACAACGGCACACAGACGUACACCGCACUAAAAUUAUAUUUAAGUUACGAAAUGAUAGAUAUAUUUAUUUUUCAUUAAGUACCUCUUUUUUUUUUUAGCAUUUUUAUCCGAGAUUAAUUUAUUUUUGUUUAUAUAAUUUGUACGAAGGACUGUGCGUUUCAUAUAAUUACACAUUUAUCCCAAUUUUUAAUACGUUCGAUCGUAUUUUGGAUAUUAUAUGAAAGCGAAGAAUAUAUGACAGAGUAGAAAAAUAUCUUGCCUAAAAGAAUCUAUUUACGAUAACUGGUAUCGGAAUCAUGUUGUAUAAGUUGUAAUAUGAGAGAGAUUAUAAACUCGACGGAGUUUUAAUUUACUAAAAUCGGACAAUUUUCUUCUAACUUAUAAAUGCUGUACCGAUCGAAGCGAAUUGCCAUAAUAGUAGGAUUUUACGUUCCGCGUAUUUAUAUUUCUCUGUGAUGUCUGUUAAAUAUUAGAUGUCGAUACUUAAAUUAAUAUUGAAUAUAUAGAAAUUACAUUUUCAUAUUUAACAGCAUGCAAUAUAAAUUAUUAUUAAAUAGAAGUUUGGUAUAAAGAUUUUAGAGAGGAAAAUAUGUGCUGUACCUGUGUGAUAAGAAAUAAAAUGUUUUACUCUAUACAUAUACGUUUUAACAAUACUACUUUAUUCCCUGUUUUAGAAAACAAUCAAGGGUUCGUGUGAUUUAAAAUACAGUGACUCACUUAAAAUUGUACACCUAG